Molecule: messenger RNA, 3000 nt
Organism: Gekko japonicus
Lineage: Eukaryota; Metazoa; Chordata; Lepidosauria; Squamata; Gekkonidae
Gene: RMND5B
Product: required for meiotic nuclear division 5 homolog B
Exons: 10
Coding region: 270-1445 (391 amino acids)
Biological process (GO): proteasome-mediated ubiquitin-dependent protein catabolic process
Cellular component (GO): GID complex; nucleus; cytoplasm
Molecular function (GO): ubiquitin protein ligase activity; protein binding
Source: RefSeq, a predicted model, not a curated record
AGGAAAGUGCCAUUGCAGCGGGAGGGGAUGAUUUCGCGAGAGGGCAGUCUUUCUCCAGCCCAAGCUUUUGUUUAUGGCGAGCAGACGUCUCCGGGGUCCUACCCCUCUCAGCGUGGGCACUUCCAGACUCCGAGAGGCCAUGUUCACACAGCCAAUCCUGACACGCAUCCCCUUCUCUGUCACACGCCCUGCCCCAGCUAUUCUUCUAGCACCCACCCGGUUGGAACGGCCAGUGUCAAACGGUCGUGCGGAGUAGGCAGGCCCGGCCAAUGGAGCGGUGCGCCUGCGUGGAGAGGGAGCUGGACAAAGUGCUGCAGAAGUUCCUUUGCUACGGCCAGCAUUGCGAGCGAGGCCUGGAGGAGCUGCUGGUUUACGUCAGCCAGCUGAGGGAGGAGCUGAGCACUGCAGCCUUACAACGGACACCACUAUCUGCCACACUGUCCCUGGUAAUGUCCCAGUGCUGUAAGAAGAUCAAGGACACUGUGCAGAAUCUAGCUUCAGAUCACAAAGACAUCCAUAGUAGCAUUUCUCGGGUUGGCAAGGCAAUCGACCGGAAUUUUGAUGCAGAUUUAUGUGGCAUUGUUCCUGCAAUGGUCUGGGAAUCCCAAGAGAAGCAGAUCCUGGUGCUGGCCAUUAUAGAACACCUUUACCAACAAGGAAUGCUUGGAGUGGCUGAGGAGCUGUGUCAGGAGUCCACCAUGAAUGUAGACAUAGAUUUCAAAAAACCAUUUCUUGAACUUAACAGCAUACUAGAAGCUCUACACAAGCAAGACCUGGAGCCAGCCUUAAGUUGGGCAAUCUUCCACAGACAGCAGCUGGCAGAACUGAACAGCUCUCUGGAGUUCCGGCUACAUCGGCUCCACUUCAUCAGGCUUCUUGCUGGUGGUCCAGGCAAGGAGCUAGAGGCCCUGAGCUAUGCACGCCAUUUCCAGCCUUUUGCUCAUCUACACCAGCAAGAGAUUCAGGUGAUGAUGGGGAGUCUGGUAUACCUGCGCCUGGGCCUAAAGAACUCUCCAUAUAGGCACUUGCUCGAUGACAGCCACUGGACUGAGAUUUGUGAGACUUUCACUCGUGAUGCCUGUGCCCUGUUGGGCCUCUCAGUGGAGUCUCCCCUGAGUGUCAGCUUUGCUGCAGGAUGUGUAGCACUACCAGUGCUGAUGAACAUCAAGGCUGUGAUUGAGCAGAGACAGUGCACAGGUGUCUGGAGCCACAAGGAUGAGCUGCCUAUUGAGAUUGAGCUGGGGAUGAAGUGUUGGUACCAUUCAGUAUUUGCAUGCCCUAUCUUGCGCCAGCAGACAACAGAUUCCAACCCACCCAUUAAGCUCAUCUGUGGACAUGUCAUCUCUCGAGACGCUCUCAACAAACUCAUCAACGGAGGGAAGCUGAAAUGUCCAUAUUGCCCUAUGGAGCAAAACCCAGCUGAUGGGAAACGCCUCAUCUUUUGAUAAUGAUGUGUCUUGGAGGUGCUGUUGGGGAAAUGGACAGUGGGAAUAAGCACCUUUUGGGGCAGGGCUUGAAAGGGAGGUCUUACGUGCCUGCAGGAGUUCCUAUUGGCCUGCUGCACUAACUGCUGUAGUCCUAAAAGUUGCUGCUUGCUCAGUGAGACAGAACAGCAGCUUCCUAGGUCAGAGGAGAGUGGUUUCUUAUGGGUGCUGUAAGGUACGGCAAUUGAUUGUGUACACGUGGCACCAUGUUUUUUUCCAAUCCUAGGCUUCUUCAUGGGGAGGGCUUAGCUGAGCAGCCAGCUGCUUCCUACCAAGAUAUUCUGCCCUCUACCCAUGCACAGAUCUAUUCUUGUUGGGGCUAGGGUUGCACAAUAAAUAGAUGAAGAGCUGCUUCUGCCACUUAAUACCUUGGAAAUAAACCUCUGUCAUCUUCUGUUUUGAUCAGUAAGAAGGAGAAAAGUUGUGUCUGAAAAGGGAAAGUGUUUUGUUUUUUAAAUAACUGAAGCCUACAUCUUAAGUUUAAAAAGGCAUCUUUAAAACUUAGUGCUGAUCUUCUGAGGAAAGUUUUAAAGUACAUGGGAAAGGAGAAAAGGGCAACAGCCGAGACAUUAACAAAGGUGAUCUCUGAAUCUUUUGAGCAUGGAGAUUGGCCCAAAGUGCAGCCUUCUGACCUAGAUAUGAAGGGUAUGUCAUUAUGGCAUGCCUCCUGCUAUCAAACUCCUUGCGCAUAGAUAAGAUCAGGAAAACUGUAAGAAAGGGUCUUGUACCUGCUGAUAGUACAUACUUAGAAGCCAACUUGUAUCUUUCAGUAAAGGUAGAAACCCUCUUGUGGAGGUCUCCGAUCUGUUAUAGAUUAGUAUAAAGUGGAACAACUACAGGAUGUGAAAUCUGGUGUAGCAGUCACUAGAAUACUUAACUUGAUGGAUAUAGGAAAGAAGAUGCAGUCCUUUCCUUCUCAUAAUGAAUUAUGUCAGCAAUUCAAUUUCAAAUAAUUCUGUAGCUUAACAGAUAAAAAUCAUUUGAAGCGAUGAUAAAAAAGGCUCAGUGUGGGUUAAUCCAUAUAGUAUAUGUAUGUAGUGGAAGAGGCCUCUUAAGUUCAACUCGAGGCAGAAUGCCAAUAGCACAUCAUUAUGGGGAACUCCCUGGAAGCAGUGGGGAAAAUGCUACAUGAGGUAGUGUAUGAAGUAGGACUCCAGAGCUGGGCCUGUGGAGAAAACUGCUAAGCUUAUAGGACAGUACAGACUUUAGAAAGGAUCCCACUGACGAGAGCAAACUGUUCAACCUAAAAGCAACCAUGCGUAUAUGAGAGCCAGUUCCUACCAACUGUGCUUCAGAAACACAGCUGUAACUAUGGUAUGUUCUUAAAUAACCCCUGUAAAGUAGGGAAAAUCACCACAGGCCUUUAGAAGGUUAUAUUUAUCAAGGGUAUUGUAUGGUUUUUUCUGACAUCUGAGUUGUGGCCUGUUCAUUUUACAAAGGGUUUUGUCCCACUGCAUGUAAUCCUAGGGUUUUGUUUUUUUCCCCUUCUCCCUUCAGUUUGGGGCACCCGAACUGC